CACAUAACCGACUAUAGGAUCCGACCCACCGGGAGUUCGAUACUCAUCGUCAUCAUUGAUCUAGUUCUCUAGCUCCUUCUCUAUCUCAAACACACACUCACACGCUCUUCUCGAUCCUAACCAGUACUGCUAAGCAGAACUACUGAAAUUCAAGCUUCCCUUCACCCAUCCAUCAAUAAACUUCGGAAAUGAGGAGCAGGUUGGGGCAUAGGCACCAAUCAAAGCAAUCCGGAGUUAAGGGCAUGUUUGGAAGGCUAUCGUUUGCUGUAAUCGUUCUGGUCAUCUGUACUGUUUCGCUACUGUCCACUGUAAAGAGCAACACGCGAUCCAUCUCUCGAUCCGAGAUUGACGUCGAUGCGCUUUGGGAUACAGCUGCUUCUGGUGGAUGGAGACCAUCAUCUGCUCCGAGAUCUGAUUGGCCCCCUCCCCCAGCAGAAACUAAUGGGUACUUAAGAGUUCGUUGUAAUGGUGGCCUCAAUCAGCAAAGAAGUGCGAUCUGUAAUGCUGUGCUAGCUGCUCGAAUCAUGAAUGCUACUCUUGUACUUCCUGAACUGGAUGCAAAUUCCUUCUGGCAUGAUGACAGUGGUUUUCAUGGUGUCUAUGAUGUCGAGCAUUUUAUCAAGUCGCUAAGAUAUGAUGUACGAAUAGUGGAAAGCAUUCCCGAAAUCCGGAAAAAUGGGAAGACCAAGAAGAUGAAAGCUUUUCAGAUACGGCCUCCUAGAGAUGCUUCAGUCAGUUGGUAUACAACAGAUGCUCUGGCAAAGAUGAAAGAGCAUGGUGCUAUUUAUCUUACACCGUUCUCACAUCGCUUGGCAGAAGAGAUUGAUAACCCUGAGUACCAGCGCCUAAGGUGCAGAGUUAAUUAUCAUGCCUUACGGUUUAAGCCUCACAUUAUGGAGCUCAGCAACUCAAUUGUGAAUAGACUUCGUGCCCAAGGUCAUUUCAUGGCCAUACAUCUUCGUUUUGAGAUGGAUAUGCUGUCAUUUGCUGGGUGUUUUGAUAUAUUUACUCCUGAAGAACAAAAGGUCCUGAAGAAAUACAGGGAGGAAAAUUUUGCACCAAAAAAACUUGUUUAUAGUGAGAGAAGGGCGAUUGGAAAAUGUCCUCUAACUCCUGAAGAGGUUGGUCUGAUCUUGCGAUCUAUGGGUUUUGACAACUCGACCAGAAUAUACCUUGCAGCUGGUGAACUUUUUGGUGGUGACAGGUUUAUGAAGCCUUUUCGGUCUUUGUUCCCUCGCCUUGAGAACCACAUUUCGUUAGACACCAGUGGCGAACUGGGGAAGAAUAGUCGUGGUUUGGUGGGCUCCGCUGUGGAUUAUAUGGUCUGUCUACUCUCAGACAUAUUCAUGCCAACAUAUGAUGGGCCAAGCAACUUCGCAAAUAAUCUUCUUGGCCACCGCCUCUAUUAUGGUUUCCGUACAAACAUAAUACCUGAUAGAAAAGCUCUUGCUCCUAUCUUUAUUGAGAGGGAGAAGGGGCACACAGCUGGUUUUGAAGAAGCUGUUAGGCGCGCAAUGCAAAACACGAACUUUGGUGGACCUCACAAGCGGGUCCAGCCUGAGUCCUUUUACACGAAUUCAUGGCCAGAGUGCUUUUGUCAGAUGUCAGCAGUCAAUCCAGCCGACAGAUGUCCACCUGAUAACGUCCUGGAUAUCUUGGACAGUCAGUUGACUACGGGAGGAAAUGAUGCUCAAGAAGAAUCUGCCUCAUCAAACUCAACAUCCGUCAUAGAAAAAUAGGAUUAGUAGAUACCAGCACUAGUUUAAACAUGUCGAUAAUCCCUAGAGCUGCACACGAUGCUGAAUUUCAGCUACUGGUAACUGGUGGUAGUUAUUCUAAUCUGGCACUACAGGUACUCCUUUUACUAGUUUUUACAUCAUGUAGAAUUUAGUAUGAUGUAGGAUGCAUUCGUCUAUUGGUCGCUUGUCCCCAUUAAUAUUUCUCGUGAAAGGAAAUUAAGAAUCUUUGAUAGUCUUUAUACCAUUGCAGUCAAUUUCCAUGACCUGAAGAAAUUAAGAAAAGUAGCCACACUUAGCUUCGGAAGUUAUACAUAGACUGAGCUGUUGGGUGAAGUAUAGAGGAGGAUCUGAGCGGUGUAUUUGGAUAUAAGCAUUUUUUGCUGGAUCUGAGCAUAUGUUCUUGUAGGAUGAUUUUUCAUACCAAAUGUGCUGUAUUUGUAAAUGGAACCGAAACCUUUUCAUCCAAUUUUUUUUAUCUCC
Molecule: messenger RNA, 2219 nt
Organism: Salvia hispanica
Lineage: Eukaryota; Viridiplantae; Streptophyta; Magnoliopsida; Lamiales; Lamiaceae
Product: O-fucosyltransferase 1-like
Cellular component (GO): endosome; trans-Golgi network; cytoplasm
Source: RefSeq, a predicted model, not a curated record